UCGAUAACAUUAGCACCAUCUUUGAUUGCCUUCUCAUAUGCCAAGUUUGUACAUCCAGGAUAGUCCCCACUCGCACCAUUUUUCGAUAUAACUGUGGCCACCCCUACUUCAAGCUUGAUUGUGGCAAAGGAUUCGCAGAGCUAACCAUCUCCUUUGCGACAUACAGAAUCUUAGAAGCUAACUAUGACUCUCGUAUCAUAAGACUCGCAAGAUUGGAUUAUAUUGACAAUCUUUGUCCCCCAUACGCACUAAAUGCGUCAUUCCUUACCAGCGUCCUUCCAUUCGCUCUUCACACCGAGAUGCUAACAAUUUAUUACAGCUGCCAAAAAUGGUCAUCUCUUAAUGCUUACUUUGGAGAGCUUCAUUGUGAGGGUGACAAAAAAACUAUAACAAACUACUAUGGGACGAGAAACCUCUCAUCUCCUUCACUAUACGGAAGUAGUGGCUUUUUAUUUGAUAACUUGAGGGGAAAUUGCCAAAAAGGCGUCAGUAUACCAGUGUAUGGAUCGGCGUCAAACACAUUGCGUUUGGAUAAUCUACAGAAGAAUCUUGAAAAGGGUUUCCAGGUUGAGCAUAAUCAAGACUGUUCAAGGUGCAUAGAAUCUAAGGGUGCUUGUGGAUACAAUCAGACUACAAGAAGUUUUGUCUGCUAUUGUAAGGAUGGGACUUAUGGCAACAAUUGUGGCUCUGGAAAGGGUAGUCAUGGGAAUUUUUUCAAUAGAAUUCGCAUAGGUAAAUUCCUUGCCAGAGAGACUAUGAAUUGUUAUCAAUUCUUAAAUCAAUAA
Molecule: messenger RNA, 785 nt
Organism: Arabidopsis lyrata subsp. lyrata
Lineage: Eukaryota; Viridiplantae; Streptophyta; Magnoliopsida; Brassicales; Brassicaceae
Product: LEAF RUST 10 DISEASE-RESISTANCE LOCUS RECEPTOR-LIKE PROTEIN KINASE-like 2.7
Exons: 2
Coding region: 300-785 (161 amino acids)
Source: RefSeq, a predicted model, not a curated record